GCGCGGCGCCGUUUUCCGGCGGAAGUUGGUCCUCUGCCGAGCAGAAAGCAGCAUGGCUGACGAGGAGCCGAGUUUCGAGCACCUGGGCCUGGAUCCCCGUUUGCUUCAGGCGGUGGCGGCACUGGGCUGGCGGCGCCCGACUCUGGUGCAAGCCGAAGCCAUCCCUCUGGCACUGGAGGGCAAGGACCUGCUGGCGCGGGCAAGGACAGGCUCUGGGAAGACGGGYGCUUAUGCCCUGCCACUCCUGCACCGCCUCCUCCUCCUCCGCCGUGGGGGRAAAGAGGCCGCCGUGCGGGGCCUAGUGCUGGUGCCCUCCAAGGAGCUUGGGAGGCAGGCCCGGGACAUGCUCCGCCGCCUCACCACCUUCUGUGCCCGCGACAUCCGCCUCGCAGACCUCUCAGGCACCGAGGAGGCCGCUGCACAAAGGCCAGUCCUGAUGGAGAAGCCAGAUGUGGUGAUUGGAACUCCAUCUCGGGUGUUGGCCCACCUCCAGGCGCGCAGCCUGUCCCUGCAGGAGACCCUGGAGGUGCUGGUCAUUGAUGAGGCUGACCUGCUCUUCUCCUUCGGCUUCGAGGAGGACCUCAAGAGCCUGCUCUGCUAUUUACCCAAGAUCUACCAGACCUUCGUCAUGUCGGCUACCUUCAAUGAAGAUGUGCAGACGCUAAAGGAACUGGUGCUGCACAACCCUGUGACCCUCAAACUCCAGGAGUCUCAGUUGCCAGGCCCCUCCCAGCUCAGCCAGUUCCACAUCCAGUGCGAGGCGGAGGAGGACAAGUUCCUGCUCCUCUGUGUGCUGCUGAAGCUCUCACUGGUACGGGGCAAGGUCAUCCUCUUUGUAGGCUCCAUUGAUCGCUGCUACCGCCUCAAGCUCUUCCUGGAGCAGUUCAGCAUCCCAGCCUGCGUCCUCAACUCAGAACUGCCAGCUAAGUCCCGGUGCCACAUCAUCAGCCAGUUCAACAAGGGCUUCUACGAUUAUAUCAUUGCGACGGACGAGCAGGACCUGGCGGAUCCGGAGAGGCCACCGGAAGGGAAGAGGAGGAAGAGGGGCGGCAAGGGCCACAAAGGAGAGAAGACUAAAGAUCAGGAAUAUGGCGUUUCACGUGGGAUCGACUUCCAGAAUGUCUCUGCAGUCUUCAACUUCGACUUUCCUCCGUCAGUGGAGUCCUACAUCCACCGCGCCGGGAGGACGGCCCGUGUGGACAAUCCGGGUACCGUUCUGACCUUUGUCUCUCCAGCUGAGUACCCGCUGCUGGCCAACAUUGAGUCUGCGCUGACGGGAGACAGCAGCGAAACCCCCUUGCGGCCUUACCAGUUCCGGAUGGAUGAGGUGGAGGGCUUCCGCUACCGCUGCAAGGAUGCCAUGCGCUCAGUCACCAAGCAAGCCAUCAAAGAAGCCCGUCUUCGGGAGAUCAAGGAGGAGCUGCUCAACUCUGAGAAGCUGAAGACCUACUUUGAGGACAAUCCCCGGGAUUUGGACCUGCUCCGCCAUGACAAGCCCCUUCACCCGGCUGUGGUCAAGCCCCACCUGCGCAAUGUACCGGAAUACCUGGUGCCCCCCACCCUCCGGUCUGUUGCCCGGCCGUUCCUGAGGAAGCACCAGCGGCAGAAGCGGAUCCCCCCGCGCAGCAACAAGGGCCAGAAGAACCCCCUGCGCAGCUUCAGUUUCAAGAAGCGGAGGCCGAGGACGCCAGCCACCAAGUCCAAGGCAACUCCUUCGGGCUCUUAAAUUCCCUGCCUUGAUGACCAGGACUGUGGGGCAAGGGACGUAGCUUAUGGGAGGAAGGACUGUGACGCCCUCCUCAACUGCCCACAAACAGUCAGCCUGGACUGGGCCUCUUUUGCCUCAGAGAGAGACUGAAGCAGCAGCAGCAUUGUCUAUCCUUCCAAGGCCUUUGAGCACCAGGGACUUCGCUGCAUUAACAAGACUUCUUCCUGGUUCAUGGUGUUUGGCUACUACUUGUAUUUGCUGCCUGGUGUGGGGGGAGAGUGCCUUCCUGGCUCUCCAUUCAGUGCCCAAGAUGCUUGGGGAUUGUGGGGAGGAGCCCUCUUUCAGCCUGCACCUGGCAAAAUGGCCACAUGGAGGGACUGAGCCCCCGGUCCUCCCUUCUACCCUUGUGCCUGUUUUCUGCAAGCCAUGCCUUGUGUCCGAGGAUGCCCAUUGAGAAGUCUCCUGCUGAAGGGGUGAAGGGGUCCUCCUACAAUCCCAUUGAAGGCCGGAGUCCCCCUCUGCUGAAGAGCAAUAUGAAAGGAAGGACACCACAAAAUUAAAUCUCCAACUGCAGAAGUUGUUUAUUGCGGGUCAUAGCAAUCAUGAUAAAACACAGAAAUGCAAUCAAAAGGUUUUGUCGCACCCAAAA
Anolis sagrei ordinatus is the source of this 2357-nucleotide messenger RNA. It is a transcript of the gene DDX56, whose product is annotated as DEAD-box helicase 56. NCBI's taxonomy places the organism in Eukaryota, Metazoa, Chordata, Lepidosauria, Squamata, Anolidae. The record is from RefSeq and is a predicted model, not a curated record. Gene Ontology annotation, molecular function: nucleic acid binding; RNA helicase activity; ATP binding.